Eutrema salsugineum is the source of this 1627-nucleotide messenger RNA. RefSeq names its product thiol-disulfide oxidoreductase LTO1. The transcript has 7 exons. Gene Ontology annotation, molecular function: oxidoreductase activity. The record is from RefSeq and is a predicted model, not a curated record. NCBI's taxonomy places the organism in Eukaryota, Viridiplantae, Streptophyta, Magnoliopsida, Brassicales, Brassicaceae. Bases 49 to 1179 code for a protein of 376 amino acids.
ACUUAGUGAGGCUUUUAACGAUGGUGGACUACCGAUUGCUCGACGACGAUGAUGGCGAGGUUCGUUUCAGUGUCGUCUCCUCAGUUCCAUUUCAGCGUCCGUGAUUUUCCUCCUCCGUCUUCGAAUCUUCAACCCAGACGGCUCGAGGUCUCGGACCGGAGAUUUCCGGUGGUUCCGAUCAAGUGUUCUUCAUCUGAGCCGGAAGAUGGUGGAGAUUCGGCGCCGUCGCUGCUGUCUUCCUCCUCAUCGUCGUCAGCAACUGAAGUAUCUACUAACAGCUGGACAUACAACUGGUACACCGGAAUCGGCGGUGUUGGGAUGUUAGACACCGCGUAUUUGACUUACCUCAAGCUCACUGGCUCCGAUGCGUUUUGCCCUGUUGGUGGUGGCACUUGCGGAGAUGUUCUAAACAGCGACUAUGCUGUCGUUUUCGGUAUUCCUCUCCCAGUGAUUGGAUUUUGUAUGUAUGGUUUAGUAACUGCUCUAAGUACACAGCUCGGGGAAGGGAAUCUACCUUUUGGAAUCAGUAAGACCAAUGGGCGUUUUGCGUUAUUUGCGACCACGACUGCAAUGGCAUCUGCUAGUGCAUAUUUCCUGUACAUCCUUAGCACAAAACUCUCAGGAUCAUCGUGCCUGUACUGCCUAGUGUCUGCUUUCCUAUCGUUUAGUCUAUUUUUCCUCUCUUUAAAGGAUGUGAAGUUGCAAGAGAUACAGCAAGUUGUAGGACUACAGAUAUGCUUAGCAAUCAUAGUAGUUGCCUCCUUGACUGCUUCCUACAGUACUGCUCAACCAAUCCCUUCACGCUCAGGUGACAUUGAGCUGCCAUAUUUCUCUACAGAGAUCACUACAUCAUCGAGCCCUUAUGCUAUUGGCUUAGCAAAACAUCUAAACUCAAUUGGAGCUAAAAUGUAUGGAGCAUUCUGGUGUUCUCACUGCUUAGAGCAAAAAGAGAUGUUUGGAAGAGAAGCGGCAAAACUACUAAAUUACGUGGAGUGUUUUCCCGAAGGAUAUAAGAAAGGAACCAAGAUAUUCAGGGCAUGUUCAGAUGCUGGUAUCGAAGGAUUCCCAACAUGGAUAAUAAACGGUCAGGUCUUAAGCGGAGAAGUAGAACUCGCUGAACUAGCGGAGAUGUCUGGAUUCAGCCUUGAUCAGGGAAAUGAAGCCAAUCAACUUCAGUAAAUUUUUUUGUAUUGUUGCAGAAAAUAUUAGGUGAAUCUGUGAAUGUUCUUUGCUUGAUCCUGAUAGUUAUAGGGCAUUCUAUGCAGUUGCAAGUGAUUAAAAUGCUAAUUAUUGCCAUAAAAGGCUGAGAACUCCAUGGUCUCUCUCUCUUAGCCUUUACUAGAGCAUCACUCUCUCUUAGCCUUAACUAGAGCAUCACUCUUUCAUCAUAUAAAGAUUUUAGGUUCAUAAAAAUGGUUAGGUUCUACUUGUAAUUUGAGAACCUGCAGUCUUGUAGUAGUGUGACAUUAUGUGUCUAAUGCCUAGAAAUGAGGUUUAUGUAAGAGUCAGACAUGGAUGUAUUUGUAUGUAUAAAUGAUUUAUGCGUGUAUAUGUACAUGUACUAUAUGUAUGUUUACCGGUGUAAGGGAUAGGAAUUUAUCUAUAUUAUUGUUAUAUGCAGAUGACA